Molecule: messenger RNA, 501 nt
Organism: Purpureocillium lilacinum
Lineage: Eukaryota; Fungi; Ascomycota; Sordariomycetes; Hypocreales; Ophiocordycipitaceae
Source: RefSeq, a predicted model, not a curated record
AUGGCAACCCUCGCGGUGGGAGACAGCUUCCCUGAGGGAGUCACCUUUUCAUAUAUACCUUAUGCUGAAGACAAAGAGGGCAUCAGCACCUGCGGCGUUCCCGUAACCUAUGACGCCUCCAAAGAGUUUGCCGACAAGAAAGUGGUCUUGUUCUCCGUCCCUGGUGCCUUUACUGGUACAUGCUCCGAGAGGCACCUUCCGGGAUACAUCAAGAAUAUGUCUCGUUUCCGCGAGAAAGGAGUCGACGUGAUAGCCUGCAUCGCCUACAACGACGCCUACGUCAUGAGUGCAUGGGGCAAAGUAAAUCAGGUCAAAGAUGAUGACAUUCUUUUCCUGUCAGACACGGACACUGCAUUUUCCAAGAGCCUAGGGUGGCUUAAAGGGGAACGCACGGCUCGAUACGCAAUGAUUGUUGACCAUGGCAAAGUAAUAUACGCAGAGAAGGAGCCUGGUCGGGAGGUGACGGUGUCCUCGGCUGAGUCUGUGUUGGCACAGCUUUGA